AUGAAUAUCCUUCACUCUACACUUUCCACCUGGCGCGAUCGCCUCGCUCCGGUUUCGCGGACGUCGACCUUUCGCGCCACCGGUCAGAUCACUCCAGAGGAGUUCGUGCUGGCUGGCGACUAUCUGGUCUACAAGUUUCCAACGUGGUCGUGGGGCGAUGCAUCUAGUCCAGCUAAACGGGUCUCCUACCUACCGCCCGGGAAACAGUUUCUCGUCACACGGGGUGUGCCUUGCCAUCGAAGGUUGAAUGAUAACUUUGCGGGAGAUGCCGGUCGCGAAGAUGAGAUCGUGCGAGAUAUGCUCGCUGGCGAGACCGACGAGGGCCCAAGGGAAGGGAAUGGAGACGACGGCUGGCUGCGAACUGGCGGUGGCCGUGAUACCGUCGCCGACCGUGACAUGCAAGAGGCCAAGAUCCGCGACGUGAGAACGGUAGACGAAUCUGGCAACUUGGGCGAGCAGGAAGAGGACGAUGAGAUCCCAGAUAUGGAAGAUGAUGACGAUGACGAGGAGGCGAUUAUUCGCGAGCCUGCUGGGAACUCAGGAACCACGCAACCGCUUCGCACCUACACCCUCUAUAUCACAUACUCCAAUUUUUACCGAACGCCACGGCUCUAUCUCUCAGGCUAUCUUUCUCCCUCAGAACCACUCCCACCCCACCUGAUGAUGGAGGACAUUGUCGGAGACUACAAAGACAAGACUGUGACGCUGGAGGACUUUCCCUGGUUCGACGGCAGCGUCAAGAUGGCCACAGUCCACCCAUGUCGACAUGCUUCAGUAAUGAAGACGAUGCUCGGCCGAGCCGACGCCGCAUUAAAACUCCGUCUGGAAAAGCUCAAGCUUAACCAGUCCCGCGCCCAGCAAUCCGGCGCGAAUACUGGACUCGAGGGACUCGUCGACGGUACCAAAGGGCUAUCAAUUGGUGAUCAGCCUCAGCAACAACAGCAUGGUGGCGACGAGUGGGAGGUGCUGCAAGCCGACGAAGAUGAGCAGGUGGCUAUUCGCGUGGAUCAAUAUCUGGUUGUUUUCCUCAAGUUUAUCGCCAGUGUCACGCCUGGGAUCGAGCAUGAUCAUACGAUGGGAGUGUGA
This is a messenger RNA of Penicillium diatomitis, 1086 nucleotides long. RefSeq names its product ATG3/ATG10 family protein. Gene Ontology annotation, biological process: autophagosome assembly; nucleophagy; autophagy of mitochondrion. Gene Ontology annotation, molecular function: Atg8-family ligase activity. Gene Ontology annotation, cellular component: cytoplasmic ubiquitin ligase complex; cytosol. The transcript is spliced from 2 exons. The coding region runs from base 1 to 1086 and encodes 361 amino acids. Lineage: Eukaryota; Fungi; Ascomycota; Eurotiomycetes; Eurotiales; Aspergillaceae. The record is from RefSeq and is a predicted model, not a curated record.